AUGCUGGCUUCAAAGGAUGUCUUCUCACGGGCGGUUCUAUCAUUUUCCACCAACGGUGCCGACUUCUCCUCGAGGCUGAUUGAGUUCAUUCCGCAACAAUUGACCUCCUCGUCAUGGGUUCGGAUUCCCAUCCCUUAUCGCAUCGCCACAGUUGUGCAGAUCCGUCUAUACUUCCCAUCGAGUUCCGCCUGGCUUUUGCUGUCGGAGGUGCAUUUCGAUUCAACUGCUGCACGACUCGAUCUCAUCCACUUCGGCACAGACGAGGAGCAUUCUGAUAGUAUCACUUACUUCUCCAUCGACGAAUCCGAGGAAGGACGAAUUGGAAUAAUGAUACUCCUGUGUCUGCUAAGCUUGACUGUCGUCUUUCCGCUCAUCGUGAUCUGCUUCUAUAGGAAGCGAGACAAAAUCCGCACAGCUUCACCACCCCACGUUUACAACGGAGGUGUUUUUAAGUCGAUUUCACCUUCUACCUAUCAAAUGGCAAAAGAUAAUAUGGAGAAUGCUCUGCUCGAGAAAUGCCCUAUGAUCGUUAUCUCUUCUGACUACGCCGAGCCUGUCUUCUCUAGGUAUCUUAUCUUUACUACUUGA
Cooperia oncophora is the source of this 588-nucleotide messenger RNA. Lineage: Eukaryota; Metazoa; Nematoda; Chromadorea; Rhabditida; Trichostrongylidae. The record is from the annotation of a GenBank genome assembly.